AUGUACGAAGAUUCCUGGUACAACUUCGUUCCGGAUCAUACCCACAAGAGGAAUCCCUCUACACAACAGACCUCAGGACAUCGGAGGAGGGGAUCCCUCCUGCAACAGCCCAAUGGGGCCAAUCAGCCUGACGCCGUCGAACCGCUAGACCGGUUAUUUGAAGAGCCGGAAACAUCCAUCGACCCUCCCGAACCGACCUUGACUCGGAGAGCCAAGUCCUACUCCGACUUCUACCGUGUCGUGCGUGCGCAGCUGUCCAAAGAUGCCGUCGCGAAGAAGAGAAGGAGGAAGGCCAAGGAGAGGAGCCUAGAUGCGCUGAUGAUUGGGGGGCCCGAAAUUGACGACGCGUCCCAAGCGCUGCCCCGGCUAGCGUCUCUCGACGGUGAAUUAAUCGAGGCCAGCCAACGCGAAUACUUGCUCUACCGAGACCAGCUCGGACUGGCUGAGCGUCAUCUGGACACGUUGAUAGGCGACGCGAAUGGUGCCCUAGAUCUGCUCACAUCCCUGGCCGAUUCGUUUCGUGCUGUCGAGUCACAUACGUCUUCGUUCCAGGCCCAGUGCGAUGACCUCCUAACGGAGGAGAGAAGGCUACGGAAACUGGCCGACGAAGUCGGAACUGAUUGGUAUUAUUAUGACUACCUCGACGGUGUCACGAGGAGGCUCAAUGCGCCCGGCGCGAGUCGUCUGGCCAGCCACGAGAGCUUCGGUGAGAUCCUCACCAACUUAGACGCUUGUAUAGCUUUCAUGGUAAAGCACCCUGACUAUCGGGAUGCCGAAUCCUACUUAGCAAGAUACCAAUCUUUGCUCACCAAAGCUCUCCAUCUCCUUGAAGUCAGCUUUACGGGCCACCUCGACCGGAUCUCGGCCGACAUCUCUAAGCAGAUUGUCGCUACGCAAUCCGACUCCGCAAGGCAUGCGCUCGCGUACGGCCGCUUUGAAGAGCUCGUUCUCGAGGCGGAUGGUUUGGUUUUUAAUGUUCAGCGCGUCGUUCGUAGUUGUUAUGAACAGUUGGGAAACCCGAUACCUGGGCAGAACUUUGACUACUACUCCAAUACUGCCGUCAGUCUGUUCUCGUCCUAUUCAUCUAUUAGAGACCGAGACCUGCGCCCCAUGACUCAACAGGACCUUGCCGCUUUUAAAAAGGACGUUAAAGAUGUCAAUACCGAAACCGCCUGCCGCAACUUCAUAAAGCGAUGCUACGAGCGAUCCUUUAACGAAGCUAGCCUGUUCGCUAAGGUUUUCUCCAUAGAGCCUCAAUACAACGCAGACGUACAGUCUGUGUAUGCAAUCCUUAGGCGUCAGCAAAGGGCCCUCGUUGACGCCGCGAAUAUCGCUCCUAUCUCGACCACGCUUCAACCCGUUUUACAGCCAAGCGACUUGCAAACGGUCUGUAACUUACUCGGGUGGAUUACGAACGAGUACCUGAUACUCGAGGAUGACGAGGAGGAGGAGACGCAGUAUUCUAUCCAUUGCCACGAUCUUACAGCACGGCUGCUCAUCGAACAUCUCUGGCCUUUGACUGACAACUCUUUUGAUUCCGAAGUCACUAAAUCUAUAUCCAGGGCUUCUAUCUCCCCCGAUGCCCUCAAGAUUUCGCCAGUUGUAAAUGGUAUAGCUUCUUCCAAUGCCUAUCCAAUCACGAAACGCGCUCUCGAGCUCUUGGCCAUGUACGACCAAGCCAUGCCGAAGGAACGAAGUUCGAGUCCUGUUGUCUUCCGGAUUAUCGAUGAGACUAUUCUCGCUCUACAGCGCGCCGAGUCCCGCUUGAAGGCUAGCAAGGCUGCUACUCCUGAUCCCGACCCCGACUUAUUCAUGAUCAAGAACCUGCUCAUUCUUAAAAACGGACUAGUAUCGCUCGAGAUAGGUGACGUUAGACCUCACCCGGCCGCGAUGCAACACUUUAGCCAAAUAUGGGACACGCUUAGCCCCCAGAACUGGUUGGGCCUAUUCCGGGGCAUCCUCGGUGGGACUCUCACCCUCAGCCUCUGGUCGUCGGCGGCCAAUAGUACAGUGUUACCUGGUAGAAGCCAGGCUCCAGCGGAGCAAGAUGCCCACGAGAAGUUGGACGACCUACUACGGCAGAGCAUUUACGCGUUUACACAGCGGUGGGGAACGUUGAUGAAUGCCGCGAGAGGCGGAAAACGCGGUGCUCAGAGCUCGGCCGCGUUGGAGAAAGAGCUUGAUGAGAAGCUAUUAACUGCAUUUGGCGGACAGCCCGAGGUUGUCGCCAAGCUGAAGGAGGCGAUCCAGAUCAACGCCCAAGCUCAAAAGGAGGUGAAGGCGGAGAAAAGCGUGAAGUAG
This is a messenger RNA of Durotheca rogersii, 2301 nucleotides long. RefSeq names its product Sec34-like family protein. Lineage: Eukaryota; Fungi; Ascomycota; Sordariomycetes; Xylariales; Xylariaceae. The coding region runs from base 1 to 2301 and encodes 766 amino acids. The transcript is spliced from 5 exons. The record is from RefSeq and is a predicted model, not a curated record. Gene Ontology annotation, cellular component: cis-Golgi network; membrane; COG complex. Gene Ontology annotation, biological process: cytoplasm to vacuole targeting by the Cvt pathway; Golgi organization; intra-Golgi vesicle-mediated transport.